Molecule: messenger RNA, 2229 nt
Organism: Symbiodinium pilosum
Lineage: Eukaryota; Dinophyceae; Suessiales; Symbiodiniaceae
Source: the annotation of a GenBank genome assembly
AUGCCGUGGUGUCCCAUCGAGGGGACCUACCCCGGAGACAAGACCUACGUCACCGAUGGUCCCAAAGGUUUGAAGGUAUCACUCAUCAUCUGCGAUGAUGGCAACUACCCGGAAAUCUGGAGGGAUUGUGCGAUGAAGGGCGCGGAGCUCAUCGUCCGCGUGCAGGCAUACAUGUAUCCAGCCAAGGAGCAACAGGUGAUCAUGGCCAAAGCAAUGGCCUGGGCCAACAACAGCUAUGUGGCGAUCGCCAAUGCGACUGGGUUUGACGGGGUGUACUCCUUCUUCGGCCGCUCAUCGAUCAUUGGCUUCGAUGGCCGGACCUUGGGCGAGACCGGUGAAGAGGAGAAUGGCAUCCAGUAUGCCUCCCUUUCCAAGUUCCUGAUACGUGACUUCCGCAAGAACGCCCAGUCGCAAAAUCAUCUCUACAAGCUGCUGCAUCGGGGAUAUACGGCCAUGGCUAAGAGCGGCGAGUCCAACGAUGGGACUGCAGAUUGCCCCUUCGACUUCUACCGCAAGUGGGUAACAGCCCCUGGUGCAGCCCAAAGUGAUGUGGAGAGCAUCACCCGCAAGAGCCCUGGCACUGUGGAGUGUCCUAUUGAGGGUAUUCCAUUGGCCAAAAAAGCGCGCAAGUGCGUUGAUGAUGCGACAGAUGCCAGGCGUAGUUUGCUUGUCUUGCUGACAGAGGCCUCGUUAGAAUCAAAGGAGGCGGGGCCUCUGACGGACGAACUCUACGCCCAAGGCUUCUCAGCCGUGACCGUCCCCAUCGGCCCUGGCGUGAUCCUGGCGAUUGUCAUCUUGAUCGUGCUCCUUGCAGUGCACGAAGGCUUUGUCGCUGCUGGGGCAAAGCCGCUUCUUGCAAAUCACGAGAAGCCCAACAGCCUACCGUUGCAAUGCACCUUUGCGACAAAUUGGCUUCUGAUGAUGGUGACUCUUUCAAUGCUCGUGCCGGACUCUCUGGAUUACGCACUGGCCAUGGGACACUCCGCCACUGCCAGCGGAGUUUUCCUCAGUGCGCCCUUUAUUCUUGCAAUGCUUGGCACGAUUUGGGGGAGACCUCUCACAAACGAAGUGCAUUGGGAUCAACGAUUCGCCCGAUUUUUGUGUGUGGGCUGCCAGGGGUUAACAGUUGCUGGGAGCCUUACUCUGGCAUUCUUGAUGCAAGCGGCCUCCCACUGGACUGAUUCGACGAAACAAACCUCCUUCUGGUGUUUCCUGCUUGUCAGUGGCGCGAGCCAAUUCUUUAACGCUGUUCCGAUCGUGGCCUGGGCCACCAUGUGGAAUGUCGUCACCCCCAACAGCCAGAAGACGAUCUGGAGCAUGAUCACCAUCGCCUGUCGCCACUGUGGCAUGGUUGUGGGCCCCAUGGCUUUCGCAGCCCUCAGUUUUUGGGUGCGGAGGGGGCGCGACAUUUCUCCGAUCAGCAUGAUGGGCUGGUCCUACGUUGGCCUGGCUAUGUUUCAAGCUCUGGCGUUGACAACCGCGUGCCUUUGCUUGCCGACGGUGGUGUCUCCUCCAACGGAAGAUCGAAAAAGUGUGACUGAGGAUGAACCAUUGGAGCUGAGCCCGGAGGAGCUGGCACCAGAGUCGCGACAGGAGAUUGUGAGGAAUAUCAUCAUGUACUGCUAUGAGCGGCCCUUCACUGUCGCCGCCGUCGAGGUCUCCACAAUGAUGCUCUUAGAAGUGCAAUAUGGGUGGUCGAAAGAAGCCUGCGGAGCUUCCUUCGUGAUGAUCGGCGUGGCCACGGUGGCCACCACCAUCAUCUCCACCAUUCUGGUGAGCAGGAAGUGGAUCAGAGAGUCCUGGCUCUUCCUGGGAUCCGCUUUAAUCUCCCUCUCCGGCGUCUUCCUGCUCUUUGACUGGAGGCUCCUGAAUGGGGCCUUCGGGGGCUCCUCCCUUCUCUUCGCCGACUCCUUGGUCUACGCCUUCUCCGGCGUCUCCAACGGCAUCGCGCAGGGCUGGGCCGCCCGGGCGGCCAUGAAGGGCACCAAGUACGACAUCCAGACCUACCGGGUGCAGAACAUGGCUGCGGUCCAGAUCAGCCGGUUCCUGGUCCCCGUCCUCACCCGUUUCAUCGUCGAUUUCGGAGGCCGGAAUGUCUACGCCCUGGUUCAGCUACUCAUGUGCGCCAUGGGCACCUCCACAGUCUGGCGAACCGUCAGCCUGGUCUGGCGGGGCGAGGAUGGACAGAGCCAGAAGGCUGCCAAGAGUUCAGGCUGCGAUCCUGUAUGA